Molecule: messenger RNA, 3863 nt
Organism: Dendronephthya gigantea
Lineage: Eukaryota; Metazoa; Cnidaria; Anthozoa; Malacalcyonacea; Nephtheidae
Exons: 20
Coding region: 8-3721 (1237 amino acids)
Biological process (GO): cell surface receptor signaling pathway; cytoskeleton organization
Cellular component (GO): cytoplasm
Molecular function (GO): protein binding
Source: RefSeq, a predicted model, not a curated record
UUUCAACAUGGAAGGUCAAACGACUCUAACAAGCUAUUUUACAGCCGCGAAAUCUCGCCAAAACACCAAUCCUGCUAAACGGCGGAAAGUUGUAGUUGACCCUGAAGUUAUUCCAGCCAAAGCUAGGAUGUUAUUUGCCGAAAAAAGCGUGUCUUCCAACGAGGAAAAGCUGAGAUUGACGCAGUCAGAUUCACCAGCAACUGGUCGGAUAAAGCAAGCUAAUCGUUGCAGAUCAAGAAACGGUAAGACAACGCGAAAGUCAGCUCGAAAUAAAAUCGUGUCUGAAGGUAUCGUUUCUGUCACAACUUCGUCAAAAGAUGAUCAUAUCGAGAAAAGAUUAAGAAAACAAAAUAUGGUUAACAACGACCCCGAAUCUUCGGCUAAAAAAGUUAUCAAUGGCUUUGUACCUCACGUUGGUAGUCAAGACGCACUCCAAGCUAAGCAAUCGGAGGCAAAAAUUACCCCCCAAAUUCCACCUCAGGAUAGUCCCAAUCGAGCAAAACCUGAAUUUACUCAAAAUUCGGAAAACGUGAGCACGGAUGUUUCAAAAACUGCUCCAAAACUUGAGAACAUAACAAGCCAGCCAAGGAAAGGUUUGAAGGCUAAUCCUUGGAUAGCAGAACAAGCUAAGUUGGUUCUUUCAAGUCGGGGAAAACAAGCCUUGGAAAAGAGUCUUGGAAGAAAGAAAGAAGAGGGGAUUUCGGGGCGGAUGGUAAAAGAAAGUGCCAAGACUGUGGAGGAAGACACCAAAGUGAAGAAAUCUCAAAAUGCAGGUGUUAAGGCGAUUGUGCCAAGGUUGAGCCAGGGGGUGACUUCCGGUGGGGCUCCAAAGUCUACAUCAUCAACAACUGAAAGUGUUUCCAAGAUGCCAGCAUACAAAAGAUUCAGCCAUCUUCUUGAAGCAAAGAAACCUAAGCCUGCUACAACACGAAACCUUCCUCUACCGUACCAUUUUAAAGUACUUGAGGAAAUGUUCCGUUGUGUCGAUGUUGUUCUCAGCCUGAAACAGAAACGUUAUGAAACCUGCACAUUUGAGAAGCUAAAAGAUUCAGUCCAGGAAAUGUGCCGAAAGAAAUUUGAGAAGAAGCAUCUUGCCCAAAUGCAAACAGUCUUUCCAACAGCAUUUGUUUUCCAACAAAGCAAUUCCUGUGCGUCCAAAAAAUCCGAAUAUCACUUGACAAUUGAUUUUAACUUUGAUGGAAAGCAAAGCAACCAAAAGCCUAAAGACUUAAGGUUUAUCGAAAGUUCCAUUCUCAUUGCCCGGCAGAAACAAUUCAAGAGCGAACUUUUGAAAGUCACCAUGGGCCAUCAUCGGCAGUAUUUGACAAGGAAUUUUCCUUCAUUGAGUGUUGAUGAUGAUGCGAUAAUGAGAUGGCAUCCGUGCUUUCCUCUUGAUGAAGUCUCGGAAAUUGAGCAAUCGCCAUUACCUGAGCCACCUCAAAUAAAGACUUAUUCUACAGCUCAGGAUGUUUUGGAUCGUGCUCGGCUUAAUAUGACACCAAGGGUUGAAAAAGCAUUAAAUCUUGCUGUGCAAAAGUCUAAAGAGAGCAACAAUAUCAAGGCCAAUUUGAAAUCUAAUGAAAUUAAAAAAGAUUUAAAUCAAGCUAAAAACUGCAAUCCAUCAUUAAAAGGUGUAUCUCAGUCUCUUAUUGAAAAGAUUCGGCAGAAAGAAGAGAAGAAAAUCCAAGAAUCUCUCACAGUUGAUUCAGAAGUUGUACAAAAACGUGUCAUGCUGCAACGGCUUCCUGAACUGUGUCGAAUUAUGAAAACAUAUUUUGUUAGUGAACGUAAGGCUGCAAUUCCUUUAGAAGAUGUUAGCAUUAAACUGGCAGAAAGUUAUACAAGCACCCUGUCUUCAGUACAAAUUGAAAAGCAUGUGAAGUUACUUUCUGAGGUGGUGCCUGAAUGGUUGACAAUCAUGUAUGUUAGGAAAUGUCCUUAUGUCAAGCUUAAGAAAAACGUCAACAUCAACAGUCUUGUGGAGAAGCUAAAGUCAAAAGAACAACUUUUUGCAAAUGCAGCAACUGUGAAUAAGGUGCUGGUGAAAGGGAAAGGAAAGCUGGCCCCUAUACCACUCAAAAUGGCUGUCUCGAGUGGAAAAAUUGAAUCGGGCAUUGGAGAUGCGAUUUCCCGUUUAUAUCCUAAAGUUGACGAAACUGAAACGCCUUUACCAAGAUCCUGGAGUCCCAAGGAUAAGUGUAGCUCUAUCGGUUUAUCUCAAACUAAUUUAAGAGUCCAUUACAAAGGUGUUGGUCGGACCCACAAAGAUGCGGCGGCGGUUAGGACCAGUCACCCAAUACCUGCAUCAUGUGGUCUUUAUUAUUUUGAAAUUAAAAUUAUCAGCAAAGGACGAGAUGGUUACAUGGGGAUUGGUCUUUCUGCAUUUGGAGUUAGCUUGAACAGACUACCAGGCUGGGAGAAGAUGUCAUAUGGUUACCAUGGUGAUGAUGGUAACUCAUUCUCGUCAUCAGGGACAGGCAAACCUUAUGGUCCAACAUUUACCACUGGUGAUGUAAUUGGAUGUGGUGUUAAUAUGAUUGAUAAUACAGCCUUCUAUACAAAGAAUGGUAUUAAACUUGGAACUGCUUUUACAGAUUUACCUGCAAAAUUAUAUCCAUCUGUUGGACUACAAACACCUGGGGAAAUUGUGGAUGCAAAUUUUGGACAAAGUCCUUUUGUUUACGACAUUGCAGAGGAAUUUAAGGAAUUACAAGCACACAUUGACAACACAAUAGAAACAUUUUCUGUGAGUGACAAACACAAUUGCUGGCAGACAUCGAUGCAGAGGUUGGUGUCAACAUAUUUAGUGCAUCAUGGUUACUCUGCUACAGCUGAGGUAUUCGCUCAGACUACUGGUCAGCCAAUCUCUGAAGAUUUAGCCUCCAUUAAAAAUAGACAAAGAAUCCAGAAGUUAAUUUUAGCUGGUCGGGUAGGAGAAGCAAUAGAAAUGACGCAAAAACUUUACCCUGGUUUGCUUGAACGAAACCAGAAUCUUUUGUUCUCGUUAAAAUGUCGACAGUUUGUCGAGAUGGUCAGUGGUCAGGAUAGUGAGGUACGAGGGCCUGGUGCCUAUAGUCCGUCGCGUAGCAACAAGUCAAGUCCAUGCUCCAGUCCUACCCACCCUCACAGCAGCAGUAGUAGUGGAAACAGUCUCAAUUCCUCACCCCAUUCCAGUAACGGUUUUGUAUCAAACGGCAUUCAAAAUGGCGUGGCUGGUGGCGUGGAAACGCUAAUGGAAAUUGAAGAGGAAAAUGAAGUGGAUGUUUCAAGAAAUGGAGUGCUUAAUGGAAGUGCAUCUCAGGAGGAGAUUUCCUGCAGUCCCAUGCGAGAUGUUAGUCAGAAGCGUUCUUCCUGCACGUUAGGUAAUAAUGAUUUGAUUGAGAAGAUAUUGGUGUAUGGGCGAGAACUGAAGAGUUUAAGUGUUGAAUUGAAGCAGGAACAUGGCACAAAUCCUGCGAAUAAAAGAGCCUUAGAGGAUGCAUUUAGUUUGCUAGCAUAUAAUGAUCCACAUAAUAGUCCAGUCGCCUACCUGCUUGAUCCGACACAGAGAGAACCAGUUUGUUCUGCAUUAAACAGUGCUAUAUUAGAAUCUCAAGAUUUACCUCGCCAACCACCACUAGAACUUUGCCUUGGACAAACACUAGAGUGUAUAAAACUAAUGGCUAAAUCCGGACUUGGAGCAUGUGCGUUUACAAGUUUAGACGGGGUGUUACAGGGAUAAGUAUUUAGAGGAUUUAUUGUAAAUAUCCACAGAUUAGUUUUAACAAUGACAGACGUACGGUUGAAGGUAAUGGAUUGUAAAUUUUAUAUUUAAAUUGAGUUUUUUUUAAAUACAGGUCAUAAGACAUAAGCUUUUCUAUUUU